This is a messenger RNA of Arabidopsis thaliana (thale cress), 2617 nucleotides long. RefSeq names its product transmembrane/coiled-coil protein (DUF726). The transcript is spliced from 14 exons. The record is from RefSeq and is marked reviewed. Gene Ontology annotation, cellular component: membrane. NCBI's taxonomy places the organism in Eukaryota, Viridiplantae, Streptophyta, Magnoliopsida, Brassicales, Brassicaceae. The coding region runs from base 611 to 2263 and encodes 550 amino acids.
AUCUUUCUCGGGAUUUCGAAAUUUGACGGUGAUCUGAUUUCCAACGAUUUUUUCUCUUCCAUGGCUUUUUUUCGCUGAUCGGUAAAUCAAACGUUUGUUUCGGUUUCGAUGGUGGAAGCUACGUCGAAUUUGACGCCGACUCAGAGAUAUGCGGCCGGCGCAUUGUUUGCGAUCGCUUUGAACCAAGCGCAAAUCAACCAGACUCAGCCGCUGGGAACCCCGGCGGCGGAAGACGACGACGGAGGCGAUGAAGAGCGAAGAAGCAAUUGCAGUAGCGGAGAUUCUGUCUCCGAUGACCCCAGCCUUUGGGUACACGAGACGUCUGGCCUUCUUCGCCCCGUUUUCAGGUGCUUUCCCAAAAUCUCUUGUCGAUCUCAUCGAUUUUGAAAUUCCUUUCGAGUCUUGGUUGUCUAUGACCGUUGAAAUCAUCUGGUUGAUUAGUAGUUCGCUUUAGCUCUGUUUGUAAUUCGUUUCUAUCCACAGAUGUCUUGAGAUUGAUUCACCGGCUUGGCUUGGUCUCGAGCAAACAGCUUGCUCUUCUCCGGCUAAGCACCACAUCGGGGCGUUCACGAGGUUACUCUCAGAAGAAGCGAAUGAUGCUUCUGCCGAGAUGGUGGAGCAAGAGAUGGCCUUAGCUAAAGCUGCUGAUGCUAUGGUGCAUAGCAUUCAAUGCUCUGUAUCUAUAGAUGCUAAGAAGGAGAAGCAUCAAGAAUACGAAAACGAAUGCCGUGAGAAAUAUGCUGUUCCUGAGGUAAAAUCAAAAGAUGUUGAUUUGGAUAAAGAGAAGGAUAAGAAGGAAGCGGCUGAAAGUGCUGCAAGAGAAGGUCUUGAAGCGGGUGUGGUUAUUAUAGAUGGAAGCCACAAGCCUGAAGUUCUUGAAAAUGAGAAGUCUGUUGAGGAAGUAACAUUGCUUAGUCAUCAGAGGAAGAUAAAUGUUCUUUAUGAGCUACUUUCUGCUUGCUUGUCAGAUAAACAUCACGAGGAUAAGAAAUGUAAACGGUGUAGAAAAGGCUAUGAUGCGCGUCACCGUGUUGCUCUCCGUUUACUUGCGACCUGGUUUAACAUUGAGUGGAUUAAAGUGGAAGCAAUUGAGACAAUGGUCGCAUGCUCUGCCAUGGCCAUUCAGAAGUCUGCUGAAAUGAAGGGUGAAGAUAAUCUAACUCCUACGACUUCAUGGGCUAAGUGGAAGCGAGGAGGCAUCAUUGGUGCCGCUGCUAUUACAGGAGGCACUUUGAUGGCCAUAACUGGUGGAUUGGCUGCUCCAGCUAUAGCUGCAGGAUUUGGUGCAUUGGCACCAACACUGGGCACAAUUAUUCCGGUGAUUGGAGCUGGGGGUUUUGCUGCUGCGGCUAGUGCCGCAGGAACUGUUGCUGGCUCCGUUGCGGUUGCAGCAUCGUUUGGAGCUGCUGGAGCUGGUCUCACAGGGACUAAGAUGGCAAGGAGAAUUGGGGACCUUGAUGAGUUCGAAUUUAAAGCUAUUGGCGAAAAUCAUAAUCAAGGACGGUUAGCAGUGGAAGUCUUGGUUGCUGGUGUUGUUUUUGAAGAAGAAGAUUUUGUGAAACCAUGGGAAGGGUUAACUAGUAAUCUGGAGAGGUACACGCUGCAAUGGGAGUCCAAGAAUCUUAUCUUAGUGAGCACAGCGAUUCAGGAUUGGCUUACUUCAAGACUUGCAAUGGAAUUGAUGAAACAGGGAGCAAUGCACACUGUGUUGGCCUCUCUUUUAAUGGCAUUGGCAUGGCCAGCGACAAUCUUAGUAGCUGCUGAUUUCAUAGAUAGCAAAUGGAGUAUUGCUAUUGACAGGUCGGAUAAAGCAGGAAGACUUCUAGCUGAAGUGCUACAAAAAGGCUUGCAAGGAAAUAGACCCAUCACUCUAGUUGGUUUUUCGCUUGGUGCUCGUGUCAUCUUCAAAUGCCUCCAAGCUCUGGCUGAGACAGAACAAAACGCUGAACUUGUGGAGAGAGUUGUUCUUCUUGGAGCACCCAUUUCAAUCAAUAGUGAAAACUGGCGAGACGUAAGGAAGAUGGUCGCUGGAAGAUUCAUCAAUGUUUAUGCCACAAAUGAUUGGACCCUUGGUAUCGCAUUUCGUGCUAGUUUAAUUUCCCAAGGAUUAGCCGGAAUCCAACCAAUAUGUAUCCCUGGUAUCGAAAACGUGGAUGUAACCGAUAUGGUGGAAGGUCACUCUUCAUAUCUAUGGAAAACUCAGCAGAUUUUAGAAAGACUCGAGAUCGACACAUAUUACCCUGUUUUUCGAGACACUCUUUAACCAAAAUCAAAUUAGAUAAGUAUCACACAAUAUAGGGAACCAAACUUUGUCACAUGUUUGAAAUGUACACAAAUAAAAGUCGAUAAACGUUAGACAUUAAUUAAAGCAAGGCUUGUAUUUUGUUUGUUUGUUUUAGCUGUCGUCUUUGGGUUUUUUUUGUUUAAACGUUCGUGGAUGCCGGCGAAAGACAAGGGCUUCUGUAUUGUAAUUAUUUGUAUGAAAACACAUUGCACCGCCAUCGUUGACUAUGGCCGUGUUUUAGCUUCGCCGUUCUUGUUUCCUUGUUUACAUACAAAAGUCUAAACUGAUCGAAAAUGUUACUGAACAAAAAAAAAGAGACUACACUUGAAUUUC